CUGACGACUUAUCUCCCUUUGCUUGAGGCGCCGAUGAAUCAGAGAGUGACUUGCACACUCCGAGUUAAAACAGUGCACCAUGAACGGAUUCCUGAGCGGCUUCGAUUUGCAUAAACGACUGUUUUGUGUCGCAGGUGGCGUCACAGCUGUUGCUGUAUCAGUUGUCAUCGUCAAGAAACUAUGGCCUAGAAAGAAGACGACCUACCCCCGUGACACUGUCAUUCUCCACCAGAUAGGGAGGGGACCCUACGCCCCAAGUUUAUCUCCGUAUAUCGUCAAACUUGAGACAUACCUCAGGAUGGCAAAAAUACCUUAUCAGGUUAGUCAUGGAAUGACUCCAUCUCCGAAAGGAAAAUGGCCUUGGAUCGAAUACAACGGGGAAGUUGUGGCCGACUCUGAACUAUGCAUUGACUUCCUGAACAAGAAGUUCAGCAUAAAUUUGAACAAUCAUCUAACGCCAUUUGAGAGAGCCGUGGCCUUGACCGCGAGGAUCACGAUGGAGGAACAUGCCAUCUUGUGUCACGCCAUGUUUCGUUACGUGUAUGAUCCCGAGGUUGCAGUCAUUAGAAAGGCCUUCAAUAUCGGUAAACUGUUGUUGUGGAUCUACAAGAGAAAAGCUCGUGCUGCCUUGUACACUGCAGGGAUAGGGCGGCACACCAAAGAGGAGGUUGCUCUCUUUCUGGAGCGUGAUCUUCAGGCUGUAUCAGAUAUCUUAGGACAGAAGAAAUUCUUGAUGGGCGACAAACCAUGUGAGGCAGAUUGUGCUGUGUUUGGUCAGCUUAGUCAGUUACACUGGCAUGCCGUUGGAAACGAACUGGAGACCAUACUCAAAGACAAGUUUCCAUCCCUGGCCGCCUACUGUGAAAGGGUGAAGGCGGCGUAUUGGCCGGACUGGGACGACUGUACGACAAGAGGAUUCACUGCCAAAGCCACGAAAUAACGAUUUGUCAGCACCACACCCGUGAUCCUCGGUCCCUCCAAAGUGGUAAACGUCUAAGACCUGCACCACUUCGGAUUUUCCUCCCACAUCAAGCUGACACGCAAGGUGGUUAUUGUAACCGAAACACUGCCCAUAUCGGCGAUACAUUUUGUGAUAAAGUGUUGCGCUAUUGCCAAAUGAUUAUGAAAAGGCAUGCAAUUGUUUCUCCUCUUGUUUGUUUGUUUGUUUGUUGUUUAACGCAGCACUCGGCAAUAUAUUUACCCUGAAGAUUCGGGUUGGAAUGGGUUAGUUUUUCAACAGCCCAUGCUUGCCGUAAAAAGAGACAAUGCUUGUCGUAACAAACAAACAAACAAUCCAAUGAUUAACAUCAUGAGCAUCGAUUCUGCUCUAGAAUCUGAAAUAAAUGAUGUAUAAUAGGCUUUAUAUCUGAACAUGCGCAGUAGAUAUUUUUGUUUGAUGAUUUAUUGUUGUUGUCACAUAAAAAACCAAGUGUUCUACUUUUGUUCCUAAUAAGUGAUUUAGGACUUUUUGAGGCAUAUAAUUGUUUUCAAAAUCAUUGAAACAUCUUUUUCGAUAACGCUUUCAACGCCUGUGAUUAACUAGAGGCAUAUAAUUGGUUUCAAAAUCAUUUUCGAUAACGCUUUUGACGUUGUUAUUUCUUCAUCAAUAGAAAAAUUCAUAAUAAUGUAGUGUUUAUGCUAUGUUUUUAAUAUGUGAAGUUCUGAUUUUACGGCAGAAUGGGAUGUAGCCAGAUGCUUAUAUGUACCUGCUUGUAUCCUUUGUCAUGUGCAUGUUGAUUAAAGUAAUUUCACGCAAAUA
Messenger RNA from Haliotis rufescens (red abalone), 1759 nucleotides. RefSeq names its product failed axon connections homolog. NCBI's taxonomy places the organism in Eukaryota, Metazoa, Mollusca, Gastropoda, Lepetellida, Haliotidae. Gene Ontology annotation, cellular component: cytoplasm. The record is from RefSeq and is a predicted model, not a curated record. The coding region runs from base 80 to 940 and encodes 286 amino acids. The transcript has 7 exons.